Messenger RNA from Pelmatolapia mariae (spotted tilapia), 4259 nucleotides. Its product is annotated as nuclear GTPase SLIP-GC-like. Gene Ontology annotation, molecular function: GTPase activity. The record is from RefSeq and is a predicted model, not a curated record. Lineage: Eukaryota; Metazoa; Chordata; Actinopteri; Cichliformes; Cichlidae. The transcript is spliced from 23 exons. The coding region runs from base 225 to 3038 and encodes 937 amino acids.
CUUUUCCAAAACCGAGUCCCAGUUUGUUUUUAGACUUUUAUUUUUAGCUUUUCUUUUCACCCUGUUCCAGUGUGUGCCUCCCUGCAUUUCUUUUUUAAUUUGCUUCUCUUAUUGUCAGCUGUCUUUUUCUGUAUUACUUUAAACCAAAGCCUUUUCCAGCAUUACUUUCAACAAAAGAGAUCAGUAACAGAGUGAUACAGUGGUGCCCAGCUUGCUGCUACAACAUGUCAAACCCACAAAAUCUACAACAAGGUCACGCACUGGCUCAAAUGUUGGCCGACAUGGCGGACUUGCAGCAGCAGCAGGCGGUACUGCACCAGCAGCAGACGCGGGUGCUACAAAACCUUUUGUCUGGGGCCACUGCGAAUCUGCGCCACCUGGAUGAACUCUCUCCAGAAGACCAUCGUCGCCGCUUCCGUGGUUGCCGCAUGGGACCACAAGACCGGCCUUCGGCUUUUGCCCUGCAGCUCCGGUACGACGCAGGGAGGUGGCUGCAUCCUGGCUCGACACAAGGGGAGGCACGGCUGCUGGAGGCUGUUAUUCUCGAGCAGUUUGUAGAGGGGCUGCCAAGGGAAAUGGCGGACUGGGUCAAGUGUCACAAGCCGCUCAAUCUGGAGGCGGCAGUGAGGCUGGCUGAAGACCCCAGAAGAUUGCAGCCAGGGGAGGUCCUGGCAGCGCCAGACGCUGUACCUGGCUCACUGGUGGCUGCACAGGGACAGGGACAGGUCUUUGAGCAGUGUGAGGACGCCAUGGAGGUGCAGGUGUACAGUGUUGCCGAGAUGUCUACACCCAACUCUGGUCGAGGAGGGAUGUACAGCAUUCUGUCUCCAGUCGCAGCUCAACACAGCCCGUUCCUCCUGCACUAUCAGGAGCAGGAGCAGCAGAAACUCCUCAACAGCAGCAUUGUACCCCAUCAGGAUUUGCCAUCCAAAAAUGAAAAAGGAAAAAGAAAGUCAGAUCUUUUUCAGAGUGAGCUCUGCGAAUGGCAACCAUCUCCUAAACGACAUGACAACUGUGCAGCAGGCUCACAGUCAGAAACAGAAAUACUGUCUGAUGUCAAAGAUAUAAUGAGACGUGUCAGUGAAAGACUACAUGGCCGUGACAAGCUCAGCGCUUUCCUAAAGGAUAAAAUCAAAGAUUUGGAGACAGAAAAGAGACACCUGGUUGGUGUCUUUGGUAAAACCGGGGCUGGAAAGAGCUCUUUAAUCAAUGCCGUCAUAAAUAAGCAGCGCCUGUUGCCUUCUGGAAGUGUCAGUGCAUGUACCUCAGUGAUGAUAAAGGUGGAGGCUACCAAUGGAUCAAAGUACGAGGCACACAUUGAGUUCAUUACAAAAGAGGAUUGGGAAAAUGAGGUGCAGUCCCUAAAACUGGCUCUUGAAGAAGAUGAUGAUGAUGGUGGUAAUGAUGAUUCACUUGAUCCUGAUGGAAAGUUAUCAGCGCUGUAUGGAGAAGAGUGGAAAGAAAGAUCCACUCACAGCCUCAUGGACAACAAAUAUUUCAGAGAUAUUCCAGAGUUUCGAAUGUCCAAGAUAAAAAUGUUGGAAAGUGACUCAGCUGAAGGGUUGUGUGAAGAAUUUAUGAGAUAUACAACAAGUGAGUCAAAUGAGACAGAAGAAGUAAAGAGGUGGUACUGGCCGCUUGUGAAGUGUGUGACUGUCAAAGUGCCAGGCAAUGAUUUUCUUGAUCAUGUCACACUCGUGGACCUUCCUGGAAAUGGUGACUCUAACCCAAGCAGAGAUCAAAUGUGGAAAGGGCUUAUUUCCAGUUGUUCUACAGUGUGGAUUGUGAGUGAAAUGAAUCGAGCAGCAUCAGAAAAAGAAGCCUGGGACAUCCUGGAAGGUGCCAGCGGCCUGCUGGGAAAUGGUGGCGAGUGUCAGCAAAUUCAUUUUAUCUGCACCAAGUCAGAUAAUGAAGAACCAGAUGAUAUAAACAAAGUCAAGAAUGCAGUGAUGAAGGAAUUCAAAAAGCAGAAUCAGAGCAAGUAUCACUUCAGUGAGGAUUGUUUCCAAGUCUUCACAGUGAGCUCCAAAGAGUUCCUCAAAGGGGAGAAUGUAAAUCCAGAUGUCAAUGAAUUACUGAAACUUAAGGAAAUUUUGAAAAAUAUAAAUGAUGCUCAUUCAGAGACCUCAAACUAUGUGUCUGGAGCUCAUGGGAUUCUGUCUUUGAUUCAAGGGGCCAAAAGCAGAGAAGUGGUUGAACAAAAAAACGAUGUGUGUGCAGUCCUUGAGGGAAAAUUGAGCAUCCAACUUAGUCAAGUCAAAAAAGCAAUUGAAGACAUUAUAAAAGCUUUUGAACAAUGCCUACGGGAGGGAGUUGAAAAAUCCCAAAAUUCAUGUGAAAGAAAACUGAAGUCCUUCUUAAACCCCAUUAAAACGAGUGGCGCCGCUUUUCACAAGACACUAAAGUCUGCAGUUAGGAAUGUUGGCAUCCAGAAACUAAAAAAAGGGAAACGAAAAGACCUCAACAUGAUAUUAGCAUUUUGUUUGACAGACAGCAUUGAUGAAAAAUUCAGAAAGACCUUCCCAAAUGACCUAAAAUGUGGACAUUUCAAUGGAGCCAUCAAUGCGUUUUCACUCGACACUGAUUCACUGAUUGAAAAGAACAAAAAUGUGAAAUUGCAACUGACAUUUCUCCAGACAGAGGAAAAGAAAAUGAAGACAAAGCUCAACAAAACCAUCCUCACACAAAAGAAAUUGAUCUACAACAGUCUGACAGAGACAAUCAGGAGUAACAUGAAAGGAUGCUACAAAGAAGCAGCAGCCUUUGAAGGACCAGGCACCCUGAAGAGGAUGCGGGACACUAUUGAGAGACAUGUGGAGUCAAAGAUGGACAUGUUUGAAGAGGCAAAAAGUGUCAUGUUGAAGCAGUUGAACGAUUUGAAAGAAACUGUCCUGAGGACGCUGGAGAAAACCAUGAAGGAAUCUAUUGAACACUCACUCAAGACUGAGGCCUGCUCACUGCCAGAUGUUUUGGAAUAUCUUGAGAUGGUGAAGAAACACUGUGAUGAACUUAAUGGCGGUCAAGAUGAAAAAGAGUAACCACACUGGAAACAGCUGAGGCCUGAUAACCCACAGGACAUCCCUGAGGAAACACUGAUUAGAGACACGAGGUCUUUACAUAUUGUCACAGUAAUAUUUGUUUUGCUCUCUUUUAAUGUUGUGUUGAUGUGUACUUUUGACUUUUAAUGAAUUUUAUACAAAAAGCAUUUUGAAUAUUAUAGAUAUCAAUUAAAACUGCUAAUAUUAAGGUGUUAAUCACAAGGGUCUAAAUCAUGUUUUGAUUUCUUUCUUUUUAAAAAUUUGCAGUAGUUUUUAAUCACUUAUAGCAGAGUGUGAAGACAUGUAAUGCAUUCCCCCAUUUAAGCCUGAGAUUUAUGGUUUUAAUUGUAAGAGUCUGAGAUUACAGUUUCCAAACGCAUUUUGAUUGUGUUGCUUGUUUUAAAUAUCAUAAUUUAAUGUUUUAAGUUGAUGUGUAUACUGUGGGUUCAUUGGGACUGGAACAUUUAUUUUAAUGUAAGUGCUUAUCAGUUAAACACUGAGCUUUAUCCAGCACUAAAAGGUACCAAUUUUACAUCACAGUUCUAAUGACAAAUACUUGUUUGUUGCAGUUAUACAAUAUGUGUACAUGACAAAUAGUGAGAAAUGGGUGUAAGUAAAGCUGUAGGAAAUCAUCAGCUACUUCUGUCAUCUCCCUGCCAUUUAGAUUUUUCUGGGUUUGGAAUUAUUGGUGAAUAUAUUACAGUUUGAGUUUAGGUUCAGGGUUGUUUCUUUGUUAUUUUUUAUUAUGUUAAAUGUUUAGCAUUUUAAUUACUUCUCUGCAUAUUGUUAAAUUCCUGUUUUGAUUUUUGUCUUCAGUAAUUCUCUCGUGUUUCCUCCACCCACCAUACCGGUACUUUAUUUCUUCCUGAAACAGUUCAUUCACAUUUAGCAUUUAUUGUUAUGUAACCUUAUUUUAGUAAUGUCAUUACAAAAAAUGACUUUGUUGAUUUUUAAAAAUGCUCAGGAAAGGUACUAAAGUGCUUCCUUUAUUACCUCCUUUAACAUACAGGAUUAGGAUACACUGGUGAAACAAAAAUAUUUACAUCUCCUAAUUUUAAGUGACCAUGCAGCUGUUGAAGAAAAAGAUUAACAAAACUGAGAGACAUAGAGCAUUUAAAUGUUGAUUAAUCCAGCACACUGUGAUGCAGCUAGUAUAUCAUUUAGCUUUCUUGCUUCCUUAUCUGUACUGAUUCUAAAAGAAUGCAUGUAUUUGAUAUUGUA